Maudiozyma barnettii is the source of this 3918-nucleotide messenger RNA. It is a transcript of the gene RAD50, whose product is annotated as MRX complex DNA-binding subunit. Gene Ontology annotation, biological process: telomere maintenance via recombination; double-strand break repair; telomere maintenance via telomerase. The coding region runs from base 1 to 3918 and encodes 1305 amino acids. The record is from RefSeq and is a predicted model, not a curated record. Gene Ontology annotation, cellular component: Mre11 complex; nucleus; condensed nuclear chromosome. Lineage: Eukaryota; Fungi; Ascomycota; Saccharomycetes; Saccharomycetales; Saccharomycetaceae. The transcript has a single exon. Gene Ontology annotation, molecular function: single-stranded telomeric DNA binding; ATP hydrolysis activity; double-stranded telomeric DNA binding.
AUGAGUUCGGUAUAUAAAUUGUCAAUUCAAGGUAUCAGAUCCUUUGAUUCAAAUGAUCGUGAAACUAUUGAAUUUGGGACACCGUUAACCUUAAUUGUGGGUAUGAAUGGGUCUGGUAAGACUACCAUUAUUGAAUGUUUGAAAUAUGCUACUACAGGUGAUUUACCACCGAACAGUAAAGGUGGUGUCUUUAUUCAUGAUCCUAAGAUUACCGGUGAAAAAGAUAUUAGAGCUCAGGUGAAAUUAGCAUUCACCAGCGCUAAUGGUCUGAAUAUGAUCGUCACAAGAAAUAUUCAAUUAUUAGUUAAACGGAAUACUAAUACAUUCAAGACUUUGGAAGGUCAAUUGGUCGCAAUUAAUAAGAUGGGUGAGCGUACUACAUUAAGUACAAGAUCUGUCGAAUUAGAUGCUCAAGUUCCUUUAUAUAUGGGUGUUCCAAAGGCUAUCCUAGAAUAUGUUAUAUUUUGUCAUCAGGAAGAUAGUUUAUGGCCAUUAAGUGAACCUUCAAAUCUGAAGAAGAAAUUUGAUGAAAUCUUUCAAGCAAUGAAAUUUACUAAAGCGUUAGAUAAUUUAAAAACGAUUAAGAAAGAUAUGGCGGUGGAUAUUAAAUUAUUAAAGCAAUCAGUGGAACAUAUGAAACUUGAUAGAGAUAGAUCAAAGGCAACAAAGAUUAACGUUUAUCGAUUGGAGGCAAAAAUAGGUGAGUAUCAAGAAGAAGUAAAUGAAAUCGAAAAACAAUUAAAUAUAUUGACAGAAAAAUCUGAUAAACUAUUUAAAUCUAAUCAAGAUUUCCAGGAAGUAUUAUCAAAAGUUGAUAAUUUAAAGACUUUGAAAUCUAUAACAGAAAAUGAUAUUAAUAGAAUUAAACAAUCAGUAGAAAUUAUCGAUCUCCCAACGUCUGAAAUUGAAAAUCUACUGGAGAAUUUCUCUAAUACAAUAGCUGAAAAGGAAAUGGAAAUUAAAGGUAUAGAAGAAACUAUUCAAACUGCUAAAAAUUCAGCGGCUCGUCUUCAGUCAUCUUGUAAUGAAUUACUUGCACGCCAAGGGGUGUUAAAGGCUAAAGAAGAUUCUUAUCAUAAAAAUUUAGAUGAUAUCAAAAUUCUAAAGAAAGAUGUGGCUAAUAUCUACCAGCUAAAUGAUGAAGAGACUAAUUUAGAUCAUUUUAUGACAAAUCUAAAACAACAAAAAACUAAUUUAACAACUGACCUUAAAGAAUUCUCUCAGAAGACAAACAAGGAGAUUGAUCAUCUUGAAACACGACUGAAUGAUAUAACAUAUAAGAGCACAGUAUUACAACAAAAAAUCGAUUAUAAUGUAUCUGAUAAAACGAAACUGGAAUCCAAAAUAUUAAGUCUGAGUAAAGAAGUUCCCACCAUUCGUUACAGUUCUGAAGAUCUUCUGAAUGAAAAAGAUAGCCUUGACAAAUUAAAUGCUGAUCUAAUAUUAAUGGAGAAGGAAGAUGUUAUUGAAACAAUUACAUCUCAAAUAAAAGAAAAAAAUGAUAGAAUAAUUGCAUUGGAAAAGGAAUUUGAAAUUAUUCAGAACAAGUUAACAAAAACAAGUGAACAAUCAGAAAUUUUUGCUAAAUUGGGUCUUGCCAAAGAAUCUUUAAAAGAAAAGCAAAGCAUAUAUCAAAGUAUAAUAGAAAAAUUAAAAAUAGAUGAAAAUUUUAAAAAUUGGGGUUUAGUAAUUAAUGAUGAUCUUGAUCUUGAUUUCAAGAAAUUUUUCAUUGAGUUACAAAAGAAGGUAGCUAUUUCUAAUAAAGAUUUCCAUGAGAAAGAUAAAGCAUUCAAUGAAUCGAAAUAUCAGCGUAAUAAUUUCCAGGAGGAGAUCGUCCGUAACAACCAGUCGAUUACAAAAAUAACACUUCAAAUAGAAGAAUCAUUACCAGAAAAUUGUUCGAUUGAGGACUAUGACGAAAUAAUCGAAGAGUCUGAGUUAUCCUAUAAAACCUCACUUGAAAAUUUGAAAAUGCACCAGACAACAUUGGAGUUCAAUAGGAAGGCUCUUGAUGUUGCUAGAGAAAAAGAUUGUUGUUAUUUAUGUAGUCGAAAAUUCGAAACUUCAGAAUUUAAAUCUAAAGUAUUGUCUGAACUUAAACAAAGGACGGACGCUAAGUUUGAAGUUACUUUAAAGGAAAUUGUUCAAGAAGAAAAAUUGACUCUUGAGGAAUUAAGAAGCUUGGAAAAAUAUGUUGUCCAAUUAAAAUCAUUAAAACAAGCAAAUUCUAUUGCUUCUGAUAAAUUGAGUGAAAUUGAACAGAAAGUCAUUGAAUUAGAAGAAGGUAAACGUAAAGCUGAAGAAGAGGGGACUAAACUAAAGAACGACAAAGAGCAUGCAGAAAGUGUGCUACGGCCAUUGGUGGAAAGAUUUAUAAAUCUCAAGCAAGAAAUUUCACGUUUGGGCAAAGAAUCUGACUUACUAACCAACAAAUUGGAAGCAUACAAAAAUUCAGACGGUUCGGUACAGUCUGUGAGUGAACUUCAGGCAGAACAGCGUAGUAGUAACAAUGAAAUGAGACAAUUGAGGUCUGAAAUAGCUAACUUACAGGAUUCUAGAGAAAUAAGAAACAAGAAACAUAGUAAAUUGGUAGAUAAUAUUAGGGAAAAAACCUCAAUUAUAGAUGAUAUUGAAAGAACCUUAUCGAAUGCUAACACCUUAGCCGCCGAAAUUGAGAAAAACAAAGAAGUUUUGGUAAACUUGGAGAGAGAUAUUAUACGGUUAAAAGGAGAAUGGCAGAAAUUUCAAGAACAAAAGUUAAAGGAAAAGGAUUCCCUUGCUGAAACAAAAAAUAUUAUCAGUAAAGACCUUGACUUUAAAAGAUCUCACCUUUCCAAGUUUGAAACAGAUAUAAAUAGAUUUUCAGAGUUAUUGAACGCAAUCCUGGAUUAUGAAAAAUCUGGAGUUAAUGCAUUGCCAGAAUGUGUGCAACAGUAUAACGAUAUAAAUGCUGAACUAAUGACAAUCAAAACAGAUAUUGAUGGAACUUAUGAUAUGUUAAAUAUAAAGAAACAAAAAAUUAAGGAUUCUAGCAAUGAGCAAAGGAACAUGAGAGAUAAUAUAGAGCUUCUUAAAAUGGUCGCAAAAUUGGAAGUUAUUAAUUCCCAAAUUGGAGAACUAGAUGUUCAAAAUGCAGAAUCUGAAAGAGAAACAUACCAAAGAGAGAGUUCUCGUUUAAGAAACGAAUAUGAAAAACUUACUUCGGAAAAUGCAGGAAAACUGGGUGAGAUAAAACAACUACAAAACCAGAUUGAAUCACUGAAGCGUCAAUUGCGUUCAGAUUAUAAGGAUAUUGAUGAUAAAUAUCGUAAAGAAUGGGUAGAGUUACAAACUCGGACAUUUGUCACAGAUGAUAUUGAUACAUACUCCAAAACAUUAGAUAACGCAAUCAUGAGAUAUCAUGGAUUAAAAAUGGAGGAUAUCAAUAGAAUUAUUGAUGAGUUAUGGAAACGAACUUAUAGUGGGACAGAUAUAGAUACAAUUAAAAUCAGAUCGGACGAGGUUACUAACACUACUAGGGGUAAAAGUUACAAUUAUCGUGUAGUGAUGUAUAAGCAAGAUGCGGAGUUAGAUAUGAGAGGGAGGUGUUCAGCAGGUCAAAAAGUGUUGGCGUCUAUCAUUAUUCGUUUAGCUUUAUCUGAAACGUUUGGUAUUAAUUGUGGUGUGAUUGCGUUAGAUGAACCAACCACUAACCUGGAUGAAGAAAAUAUUGAAAGUUUAGCUAAGUCAUUAUCCAAUAUUAUUCAAUUUAGAAGGCAUCAAAAGAAUUUCCAAUUAAUUGUUAUUACUCACGAUGAGAAAUUCUUGAAUCAUAUGAAUGCAUCUGAUUUUACGGAUCAUUUCUUUAAAGUCAAGAGAGAUGAUAGACAAAAAUCUCAAAUUGAAUGGGUUGAUAUUAAUAAGGUUACUGAAUAUUAG